This is a messenger RNA of Tricharina praecox, 495 nucleotides long. RefSeq lists its product as uncharacterized. NCBI's taxonomy places the organism in Eukaryota, Fungi, Ascomycota, Pezizomycetes, Pezizales, Pyronemataceae. The transcript has a single exon. The annotation marks the transcript as partial. The record is from RefSeq and is a predicted model, not a curated record.
CCCCAUGUCUCCAUGUAAGUAAGUAAGUAAGUAAGUAAGUAUUGUACAGCAAACAAAUCAAUCGACCACCACGGUCCACCACCAACACCCUUCAACCACCACCCUCCACCCUCGCACCAAUCCCGCCAGCAAUCCAUCCAUCCAUCCAGCCCAUAAAGCCGCCGGUAACUACACACAUACAUGCAUUCCAGGGAGGCCUGCUCUGGCCCAAGCUUCCUCGUGAUCAGGAGUACAUGCUUCUGCUUCUGCUUCUGCUUUGCCACGAACGAACAACCGACCGGGCGACACUCACUCAUUCAUUCCUCCCUCGCUCAAACCCUGGCUCAAUCGCCGAAGCAGGAAGCACUCGUCGGAUCCCCCCAAGAGAGAUAGUGGGUAAGUCCGUCCGGUCCGAGGUGGGAGAAGGGAGAAGGGAGGGAGGGAGGGAGGGAGGGAGGGACACAUCACUCACUCACACUCACUUACGCAUAGCAAGCUCGUCCUGCGUCCUGGUUU